AUGCCGUACCGCAGGCGCUUCUCUGCUAAAAUGCCAGAUUACGAUGACGAGGUGACCGUCGUCGACGUUUACGAUUUGGCAUCUGAUAUUGGCAAGGAAUGCGAAAUAAUUAUCGAGAAAUACGGCCCGGAUGCCGUAACGCCGCUGUUACCGAAAGUUAUCAAUGCUCUUGAAUUGCUAGAAAAUUUGGCAGUAAGAAAUGAAAAGGAAAACCAGGCUUUGCACGAGUUAACUGCCAAGAUUUCACAAUUGGAGAACGACAAAAUAGAAAAGGCUGAAUAUAGGCAACGCUUCGAGAAGGAGUUAGAGGCCAUCGAGGAGCAAUGGCGGACCGAGUCUGCCGAGCUGGUGACGGCCGUGGCGCGGCUUCAGGACGAGAAUAAGCGCUUGAGGCGAACUAUCAACGCGCCUGCUGACGGCACCAGCGCCCCGCCAUCGCCGGCGCGCGAGCACGACCAAGAAGUGCUCUCGCGUCUCAGCAGCACAGCAGAGAAGCAGAGGGCGACGCUCCGUCACCAAGAGCUUCAGCUGCAGGAGAAACAGCAGCUCAUAGAGAGUUUGACAAAUCAAGUGGACAAGUUGGCGCAGGUCAGUCGCGAUCUAAGACGGAAGCAAAAGCAGCUACAAAAUCAAAUACGCUUAGUAUGCGAGGAACGCUCUGAACUAACCGCCAUUGUCCAGUCUCAGCAAAGAGAUAUUGCCGCGCUGCAGCAGUCAGAUGCACAAAAUAAGAAAUGCACCUCCUGCGGCGCGGGCAUCCCCGAGGUGGUGGACGACGAGGACCAGUCGUCCAAGCCGACGUUCAGCGUGCGCGAGCUGCGCGCCAUACUGCACGAGCGCAACGAGCUCAAGCUGAAGCUGAACCGCGCCGAGGAGCAGCUGCAGGCGUUGCAGAUCGAAACGCAGCCAGACAGCACCAGCUCCGACACGUCGCCGUCGGUUAGCACCACAGUGAAAGAGGACGACGAGGCGCCGGUGCAAGGGCCCCUGCCGGCGGAGCCAGACGACGCCCCCUGGAAACGCAACAGCGGCAUAAGGAAGUUGUUCUGGCUGGCGAUGACGUCACGCGACUCUGGCGCCCGCACGCCGCCGCCGCGGAUCUCUUUCGGCCCUUGUCUGAUCUCGCCGUGGGCACUUUCCCCCGGCCGCUCUCAUCGCUCGGCAAGGCGGCCGCGGCCGGUGGCCCCGCCGCCGCCACCGCGUAGGCACUCCGACCCCACAGCCCGCACCAACACGCCCGCCAACAAGUUCAGACGCUACUCGGAGGUCAAGCGGCCCAAGCCCGAGCUCGACCUCCGGCAGGAGCUCAGUCUGAACCUCAACACCGGCGAGGUCGACAACUGGCUAGGGACGAGAUUCGAAGAGAUACACGAGGACGCGCAGGAGGAGGACGGGCGCGAACUGCAGGACUACAGGUUCAACCACGACAUACCGCUGCAGCGGUCGAUAUCGCUCGACGGUGGCAUCGAGAUUUUCAAAUACCUCAGCACUCUAAGCUCGGACUGGUCGGACGCGACGUCAUCGUCCUCGUGGACUCUCAACUCGAACGAGAGCGACGGCCGCGCUCUGGAGCUCUACAGAAGUUUCGAGGAUGUGCCCGCUUCUCCGGCGAAACUGAGAAGCAGGCGGGCAUCUUACGCUAUGUGGAACGAGAGCAAGAGCACGGCCUUACACGUGCUGAAGAGCUACAAAGGCGUGGAGACGCAGAGCGGCGGCCUCUCGCCCGAAGUGAGGAAGCUGCGGAAGACCUUCUCGUUUAAAAGUUUCUUCGAUGAGGCCAAAGAUACGGAUAAGAGUUUGGAUGAGGGCUUAGAGGUGCACACCGACGAUGAGCCCGGGCUGGAAAUGAGGAUGCCAUUGGCAAGCAGUGUGUCGUUUGGAUCGAUUGAUAUGGAAGACGGGGAGAGAAAAGAAGAGACGUUCAAACCUAUGCGGCAAAGAAGAACUGGCACGACGCAGAACGUGUGGUACGAGGAGGCGAGGAAAUUUAGCACCGAUUUGAGAAAGAAAGUUCUAAUGAAGCGAUGUACAUCACAGGUUCAAUUUAAGAGUGCAGAAGACCUGGCUGAAUAUGGUCUUAAUACUCGCAGUGGGUCCGCGGAGAAUAUAGUAAAAAGCAAUAAAGUAAUAUUUAAAGAUGUCAAUGAAGAUUACAGUGAAGGUAUUCGGAGCAUUCGAACACUUCAAAGGAGUUUGUCGUCCCGCAGUUGUUUAGAUUCCAAUAAACUCACAGUACCUACAAUCAUCGUAACAGACAUGGAUACGAUAGAAAAUAAAGAUGAAUGUAUUGCACCCGGUUUCAAAGAGAACGUUGCUAAAUUGCUUGUUGAUGAGAAUGUUGCCAGUUCAGAAACGACCAUAGACAACACCGAGUCGGUGGAAGUUGAAGUUGAGGACUUUUGCAACUGUCGAAUUUGUACCGAGAGCGACAUGGAUGAUAAGGAUAAUAGACCAUUAUUGCGCAAUAGAUUAGGCAAGCUGUUCCUGCGUUUCGUGUCCCUGGUUGGUUUUGGUAAGAAGUUGACGUAUUGGGACGAAAAUAACAACGUUAAUGAGGGUGAGAUGUACAAUUGCAUAAUGCAUGUUCUCAAGUUGAUGUUCGGUCUUUGGUUGAGGCAUCUGGAUCACAAUCCUCCGGUUCUUAGCCAGGGUUAUGGUACUGUUUCG
Messenger RNA from Iphiclides podalirius (scarce swallowtail), 2667 nucleotides. Lineage: Eukaryota; Metazoa; Arthropoda; Insecta; Lepidoptera; Papilionidae. The record is from the annotation of a GenBank genome assembly.